CGCGACGCCUUGGCGGAAGUGUGGCGGCCUGAGGCGAGGCCAGGCCCUGGGCGAGCGCUGACAGGAGCCGCCGGAGCCGGAGCCGGAGCCGGGCGCUCCAUGGGGAACGUGGGCAGCCACAGCGAGGGCGAGGAGGAGGAGGCGGCGGAGGCGGCACCGUCGUCCGAGGCAGGAGCCGCCGCGUCCGCGUCCGCGGGAGAGGCCUCCGCGCCGGCGGCCUCCAUGGCCGCGGCCUGCCCGGCCCCCUCAGCGCCGCCGCCUCCUCCGCUGCUGCCGCCGGCCUCGGUCUCGUCGCUGCCGCCGGCCGCGGUGCUGCUGGGCCAGGCCCGGCUGCGCGAGGAGGCGGCGGCCCGGCUGCGCGAGGCGCCCUCGGCCGAGCUGCUGCUCUCGCGCCACCACGCCGCCCUGCUGCGCUGGCUGGAGGAGCGCCUGGGCCGCGGCGAGCGCGUCGUCAGCCUACAGCAGCUCGCAGAGGUCCUCGAGAGCCGCGCCGGGGCCGCCGCUGGAGCCCGAGCCCGCAGCGAAGAGGCCUUUGCUCAGUUUGACACUGAGGGAGAUGGCAUGGUGGACGUGGAGGACAUGUUGGAGGCUCUCAAGAACUCCAGCGGAGCCAACCUACAAGGAGACCUCAGUCACGUGAUCAGGCAGCUGCAGGCUUGUUUGCUCGUUCCAGGUUUUAUAGACAUAUUUUCAGACUCGAAUGAUCGCCUUAGCCUUCAUGCUUCCAUGCUGCUGAGAUUCCUACAUCGACACCGUAUCUCCAGCGCCGUCAUCCCAUAUCCAGUCUUGGAGUAUUUCAACAAUAUUUGCACUAUGCGUUCUUCUGUACUCAAGGAUUCUUUAGACCGACUCCUCCUGAAAGAAAAGGAGUGCCCUAGUGACUUAAACGGAAACCAGGAAUUAGACAAACUCAAAUCGGUUACGAAGUGUUACACUCACAUAGAAACCUCCUCCAAUUCGGCUGACAUUGACAAAAUGACGAACGGAGAGACGUCCUCCUUCUGGCAAUCUGAUGGGAGUGCUCGGUCACACUGGAUACGCUUAAAGAUGAAACCGGACGUGAUCCUGAGGCACCUCUCGAUCGCCGUCGCGGCCAACGACCAGAGCUACAUGCCGCAGCAAGUUACCGUAGCGGUUGGAAGGACUGCCAGCAAUCUCCAGGAGGUCCGCGAUGUUCACAUUCCCAGCAAUGUUACUGGAUACGUGACAUUGUUGGAAAACGCUAACAUUAGUCAGAUGUAUGUGCAGAUAAACAUCAAACGCUGCCUUAGCGACGGGUGCGACACCAGAAUCCACGGUCUCAGGGCUGUCGGGUACCAGAGGGUGAAGAAGGGCGGCGUCUCCGUCUGCGAUGCCUCCGCGAUCUGGUACUGGUCGCUUUUGACCUCCUUGGUCACAGCCUCCAUGGAGACCAACCCUGCGAUUGUUCACGCCAUCCUGCAAAACACUCAGAAGGCCCUGCAGCAUAUGCCGCCGCUCUCUCUGUCGCCAGGUUCCACAGACUUCUCAAGUUUCUUAUCUCCAAAUGUUCUGGAAGAAGUGGACAGUUUUCUCCUGGGAAUUACCAGUUGUUACGCUACUCCAGAGGUAGAGCUUACGUUGCUGGCGUUUUCCCUGGCCCGAGGGAGCAUCGGCAAAGUGCUGGGUUCGCUUUGCACCAUCGCUGGCCACCUGGAAACGCCCUACAAGGCGGCCUCUCUAAUCGCUGCCAUGGCCACAGUCAGGCAGAAUUUGCUCUACAAAUACGGCGCGCCCUUGCACCUGACUCUUCAGGCCUGUGAUGUCAAAGGAAAAGAAGACAAAUCGGGUCCUGAGAACCUCCUUUUGGAGCCCUGGACAGGGGACGGCUUCCUUACGGAGACUGGGAAACGCCAGGCCACCAUCAUCCUCUCGACAGGGACGGAAUCCGCCCUUCAAGUGACGCAAAUCAGAGUAAAGGUCCGGAGAGGAGCGAUUGGGGCCCGGUGCGGGUUGGUCUUUGCGUACAACUGCCCUACGGAGAAAUUUCACGCAGAGGAGCAUUUCAAACGGUUCGAGAGCUACGACAAAUGGAAGCUCGAGGAUUUCCGGCACUUCUUAAAAAUCAGGAGCGGCACUCCGCGUGACGACCUGGGAGAGGAGGACCCCGUCGGCUGGUUUGAAAUGGAAGAGGAAUGGGAUGAAGUGGAAGUCAAAAUGCAGCAGUGCAGAAUUUCCAGGUACUUGAUGGUGAAGUUCUUGUGCACACGUCAAGAAAAGGCCGAGCGGCUCGGAGUACAAGGGUUGAGCGUCUUCGGGUACCUUCGUCCCGCAUCGACGGAGCCCGACAGAAGCCAGAGCUGUAAGGAAUGUGGCCGACCCAGCGGCGAUACCGUUUGCGGCACGACUCUCCUCCUGAAAACGCUCUCCUUCAUCCAACAGCUGGCUCAGGAUCUGGUUCAGAAGAAAGAAAGCGGCUUACGAUACAGGUCAUACUUGGACUUUGCGGGCCUGGAUUUAAAGCUUUUCUGGAAUUUCUAUACCAAACUUCAUGAAAACCCAAGAGAAGAGUGCGUCGACGGCCAAACCAUGUUGCUUCGGCUUCUCCAGAGCUGCUUCUCGGCGCUGGCUUCGGGCAACAAAGACGUUGACAAGUCUCAGGAAACGGCUCAAAGCAAAAUGCCGGACAGCGCAGAAGCGGCUGAGGAGCUCUACAAGCACCUGUGUGAAGUCGUUGACAGCAACAGCCAGGCCACACCACUGAAGACCUUGAAGCAGGAAGUCAAUAACACGUUACUGAACGGAGCAGCCAUCUUCUUCCCUCACAGACAUACCAGGCGGGAGCAGCUCUUUGCGAUGUUGAAAAACAUCACAGAGCAAGAGCACAAACCAUCUGUCCAACUUACUUUCAAGUCCCUCUGUGCGUAUUUCAGUAAUCGGGACCCAGGCGGGCUUCUUUUAUUACCAGACAAGGGAGCUCCUACAGAAGUGGACGUGGACCAAGUGUUAGCAGUGACGGAGACCCUUCUGAUGGUGACAUCAAGAGAGUGCGAAAUGUUGAUGACGGGCGUUGCCCAGCACGACAUCGGUCCGGUGCUCUCGUCUUUAUUCUGGUCCGUACAGGGCAGCCUCCUUUCUUGGUGCUAUUUGCAACUCAAGGGCAGCGAAGCGGCACCCAAGAACCUCGCUGCAGAAAUCCUCACGAAAUAUGUGCAGCAGUUCCUGACGAGCGUUAGGACAAUCUUAGGGUCGCUCCUUUCCCAACACAGCGGGAAAACCGUCAUGGAGAAAUUAAGCCACUCCGUCUUCGCCAGUGUCACCCGCCAACUGAUGACCUUCCUGCAGGACUUCUACGCUUUAGACAUUCCACACCGUACCCUCCUGCAAGAUGUGAGCACGUUGACGACUCUAUUAAACGAUCUGUCUGCGGAGCCUGGAGACGGUCCAAAUAAGCUGGCCAUCGAAAGCUGCCAGCAGGAGCAGCCCGUGGUGCUGCGAACGUGGACGGCGGAAUCUCCCCACAACUACGACAACAAUUGCCACGAUGUCACCGUCUUCCUCUGCCCGGGGGCAACGUAUUUCGAGGUGGAGUUCGACGAAAGAUGCGAAACGGAGCGGAGGUAUGAUUAUCUGGAAUUUACUGAUGCCAAAGGUGCGAAAACGCGCUACGACACCAAAGUAGGCACGGACAAGUGGCCCAAGAAAGUGACCUUUAAAGCCGGCCCUCGACUGCAGUUCGUUUUCCGCUCUGACAGCAGCAAUAACGAGUGGGGCUACAAAUUCUCCGUCACCGCGUACGGCUUGCCGGACGUCGAAGUUACUUGGGGCCUGGACUUGCACCUUCUUGUGGCCAGGCUGAUGGGCCGCCUGGCUUCUCAGAGCAUGGUGCUGAAAUCCCUGCAGGAGGCAGGAAACGGAAUAGAAUUGCCCCCCGCGAAAGUGACCGCUGUUCUGAACUCUCCUCUCUGGAAGCCGGUAUUCAGGCAUCAGAUGCGUUCCGAGCAAAAGCCGAGAGCCAGUGAGCAAAGCCAAACCCACCAGGAAAAUAAAGAGGCCAUCAGCUCUGAUGCCGGCGACUGCCAUAAAUUCCUCCUUGACUUCUCAAAGUCAGACCCUGCCCAGGAGUCCUGUGGGCCAAAUACUGACCUUUCCAAAGGACUCAUACAGGCAUGUAAAAAACAGGCUCCAAAGACGGAUCUAGUUGCAGGUUCCACUAUUGAUCAAGCUGUCCGCUCUACGUUUUCUGCUUUGGUGUAUCUCUCUCCAGAUUUGUAUGGGAAGCUGCAAAGAUAUGUCAACAGUGGAGGCAAAACGCCGCUGAAUGAAGAGUUUGCGCAAGUCUAUUCCCUGGCCGACGGGAUUAGAAUAUGGAUGCUAGAAAUGAAGCAGAAGUUCCUUGUGGGCCAAGGAAGGGAUGGAGAGGAGAAGCCGGCUGGUGAGGUGGGCGAGGUGAACCCAGAAACCCUUGCCGAGCAGUGCAUCCAGAAAAGCCUUUUGCUGCUGAAUUUCUUGCCUUCGCGGACGAAGGCGGAAGGCCGUGACUCGGAUACCGUGGAGGAAUUUGGGCGGUGCCACAAGGACAAGCGUCGAAGGACGAGCUCUGUGGUCGAAGCGGAUUUCCAAGCCUCCGACUCCGCCGCCGCCUGCGGAAUAAGCGGUUUUGUCUUCCCAGAGGGGAGUCAAGCGAUAGACUCUGAGCCGAAGAGAAAGCAAGCGCCCGGCUCCCCGCAGGCCGAGUCGGUCUCCGCAUCCCAGAAUAAGCCCCUCGAGAGAGUCCCCUCGGAGCAAGAAGACGGGAUGUCCCCUCCCUCUACCCCCACGCGCAAGCCUCCGUUCAACCGCGGCCGACUCCGGCUCCUCUCCUUCCGGUCAAUGGAAGAGUCCAAACCAGUUCCCAGCAUUAAGGAGAAAUACCCCAUCCUGAGACACACCUUGGACUUCAUUAAGGACCAGUCUCUUUCUCAUGAAAAUGUGCUGAAAGUGCUGGCUUUGAGAAAAGCUCAGGCCAAAAACAUCCUGGAAGUCCUGAAGUUGAUCCUCCAGUGCCUUGAAUCCCUCGGGCAGCCUCACUGUUUCGUCCCGCCCUGCAUCGUUUUCUUGCUGGAACUCCUAGCUUGCCAGAAAGACUUCACGAACUAUUUCGGACACCUGGAAGGCUGCGGGGCCGAGCUGCACCGAGAAAUACGGGGGUCUUACUACCAGCUGCUUCUCUUUCUGGUCAACGCUCUGAAAGGAUUCAACAACCUCAAUGACAAAUCAUUGCUCCCUGCCUUGUCCUGCGUCCAGACGUCCCUCCUUCACCUCUUGGAUAUGGGCUGGGAACCCAGUGACCUUUCCUUCUUUGUCGAUAUACAGCUGCCACAUCUCCUUAUCACUAUGUCACGAGAGAACAUCAGUACCCACGACAGCAUCAUUUGCCAGUGGAGUAAAGAAGAAGAAAUUACAGACUACAAGCAGAAUUCCGAGUGGAUGGACGAGUGUCAAGAAGGCGUCUUUGAAAGCUGGUGUGACAAGAUAAGCCAAGCGGAUCCGGAGAAGCAGAGAAAGAUGCACAUGUUCAUCGCCCGCUACUGUGACCAGCUGCACGUCGACAUCUCGUGCGACGGUUGCAACGAGAUCGCGCCGUGGCAUCGCUACCGCUGUUUGCAGUGCAACGACAUGGAUCUUUGCAAAACCUGCUUUUUGGGUGGAGUGAGGCCUGAAGGCCAUGAGGCCAACCACGACAUGGUCAACAUGGAGUUCGCCUGCAACCACUGCCAGGGCAUCAUUGUUGGCCAGCGGAUAAACUGCAGCGUGUGCGAAGACUUUGACCUUUGCUUCGGGUGUUACUCUGCAAAGAAGUACUCCGACAGCCACCUGCCUACUCACAGCGUCACGGUGCACCCCAUGACGACCAUGAGGAUCAGCGACCGCCACCGGCUCAUCCAGCCGUACCUCCACAACUACGCCUGGCUACUGUUCUCCGCCUUGGCGCUGUACAGCGCCGACUUGUCCAGCGGCGAACAGGAGGACGGCGAGGCGCCGGACCCCCGGGCCGUCUCCCACGCCAGGCUCCUGCAGCAAGAGUGCGUCCGGCUGAUUGGGGACUGCCUCAUGAAAGUGCAGCAUGGAAAAGGUUUGAAAAGCCUAGCUCUGCUCUCCAUGCUGCCAGAAGGUGAAUCUUUGCCCGAAAAUGUGAUGCCAUCUGUUGAUUAUUCCACAGACAGUAACGUGGAAAAUUAUACUAGUCAGGCAGCUGUGGGAAAUCACAAGACGACACCUGCACCUUUCACCCAUUGCAAUGGGACCGGAACCGUUAAUGGCAUUCAGGCCUCUGUAAGUACCGAACGAGAACAUAACAUGAGAACUGAGAGCAAACCUUCCAACGGUCUUCCGCUGAAGAAAGAGGUGGCAUCUAAAGAGAGAGAGAGGCCUGCUGUAAAUUCGCACUUGCUCGCAAAAGAUGACCUGUCUCCAGGUGCUUUUACAGAUGCUGAAGAUGCCGAAGUUGCCGAAAUCUUGUCUUCAAGCCAAGCUGAAGGCAAGGCAGCGCCUAGUCAAGAGGAGGUCUUUGCCGAAUGUUCCCAGAAGAGGAUACUUGGGCUGCUGGCCGCCAUGUUGCCUCGCCUGAAAUCAGGCGUGACGAUGUCUCUGAUUAACCUGGACCAGAUCCUCCCUCUCAUGUUUGAAGUCGUCAUCUCUAACGCCGGCCACUUAAACGAAACCUACCACCUGACCCUGGGGCUCCUUGGGAAGUUGAUCCGGAGGCUGACGCCCGCGGAAGUUGACGCUGCCGUGACCAAGGUCCUCUCAGCCAAGCAUAGCCUGGUGGCCGCCGGAGACGGCUCCACGGUGCCGGAAGGAUGGAAGACCACUCACCUGCUCUUCAGCCUGGGAGCCGUCUGCCUGGACAGCCGCGUCGGCCUCGACUGGGCCUGCACCAUGGCCGACAUCCUUCGCGCCCUGAACGCCUCCGCUCAGUGGCACGACGUCGUCGCCGCGUUCACAGACCACUGCAUCAAACAGCUGCCUUUCCAGUUGAAACACACCAACAUCUUUACCUUAUUGGUCCUCGUCGGGUUUCCAGAGGUCCUGUGCAUGGGAACCAGAUCGGUGUACAUGGAUAAUGCGAACGAAGCCCACAACGUGGUCAUCCUCAAGCACUUCACGGAGAAGAACAGGGCGGUGGUGGUCGACGUUAAAACCCGGAAGAGGAAAGCAGUGAAGGACCUCCAGCUGGCUCAGUCGUGUGGACAAGAGGACGACCGCGUGUGCCGAGGCCAGCUGCACCAGUACCUCCAGCACUUCGUCUUCAUCGCUAGCCACCUUCUCCAGACCAGCAUCGACAGCAACUUCGCAGAGGCCGUGGAGGCAACCUGGGUCUUGUCCCUCGCGCUGAAAGGGCUUUACAGAACGCUUAAGGUGCACGCCUUUGAAGAGAUCCGCACGGCCUUUCUCCAGACAGGUUUGCUUAAGCUGCUGGUGAACAAGUGUAGCAAAGGAACGGGCUUCAGCAAGACCUGGCUUCUCCGAGACUUAGAGAUCUUGUCAGUCUUGCUUUACUCCUCCAAAAAGGAGACCAGCUCCCUGGCUGAACACAAGGACUCCGCGCUCGAGGAACGAGACCAAGCCCUCGACCAGCCCGUCGUCACCCCCACCGAUGCUGACCAGAACAGGCUUGACCCGCUGGAGGGCUUGGAUGAAACCACCAAGAUAUGCUUCCUGAUGACGCACGAUGCCCUUGACGCUCCUCUGCACAUUCUCCGGGCCAUGUACGAGCUGCAGAUGAAGAGGACGGAUUCUUUCUUCCUGGAGGUCCAGAAGAGAUUCGACGGUGAUGUAGUUACAACGGACGAGCGGAUCCGGACGCUGGCUCAAAAAUGGCAGCCCUGUAAGCAAUUGCGAUCUGAGGAGCAGAGUUCCAAAGCGCUGGAUACAGACAUGAUUAUCGUGCCGUGUCUGCCGAAACCCGCUCCCUGCAACAAAGCCACCGAAGAAUCCAACCCCAUCACCCAGAAACUCAUCACCAACACAGAAAGCGACCUUCAGCUCAGCUACGCCAAGCAGCGGCGCACGAAGAGCUCGGUCCUCCUGCACAAGGAGCUGGACUCCAGGGGCAAGAAAGCCGCGCGGGGCUACCUCUACCGGGUCAACGAGGCCACCGCCGUCCUCUACGCCAGGCACGUCCUGGCUUUGCUCUUGGCUGAGUGGCCCGAGGACGUGGCGAUCAGCGAGGAGAUGUUGGAGCUCAGCGGGCCGGCGCACAUGACCUACAUCUUGGAUAUGCUUUUGCAACUGGAGGAGAAGCAGCUCUGUGAGAAGAUCCUCCUGAAGGUGCUCCGCGGAUGCAACGAAAGCAUGCUGGCCACCAUGGCGCUCACGGCCUGUCAGUUCAUGGAGGAGCCCGGGAUGGCAGUCCAGGUGCGCGAGUCCAAGCACCCCUACAACAACAAUACAAAUCUUGAGGAUAAGGUUCACAUCCCCGGCGCGAUCUACCUCUCGGUCAAGUUUGAUGCUCAGUGCAAUACGGAAGAGGGUUGCGACGAGCUCGUCAUUGCCAGCAGCGGUGACCUGGUCCACGAUCGGCACACAUUCAGCGGGCCUCCGCACAAGUGGACGGACUUCGAGCUCCCAGGAGACACGCUCUACUAUCGCUUCACCACCGACAUGAGCAACACCGAGUGGGGCUACAAGUUUACAGUGACGGCGGGUCACCUGGGGCGCUUCCAGACAGGCUUCGAGAUCCUGAAGCAGAUGCUGUCGGAAGAGAGGGUCGUCCCCCACAUCCCCUUGGCCAAAGUGUGGGAGUGGCAGGUGGGCGUGGCUUGCCGGCAAACCGGCCACCAGCGAUUGAAGGCCAUCCACCUGCUCCUGAAGAUAGUGCAGUGCUGCAGCGAGAGGGAUUGUGACCUCACUUUGCUGAAGCCGCUAUGGCACCUCUUCAGCUGCAUGGAGAACAACGUGCACCAGGACGUCACCCGGCCGGGGAUCCUCCUCCCGCUUCACCGGGCGCUGACCGAACUUUUCUUCGUUACCGAAAGCAGAGUUGGCGAACUCGGAUCUCUGCAGGAUUAUUUGCUUGCCUUAAAUACGGAAGACCAGCUCCAUCGCUGUACAGCACAGGCCCUGAAAAACAUAGCUGCUAUUAGCCUCGCCAUUAACUAUCCCAACAAAUCAACAAGCCCCUGGAAUGUUUAAUAGCGGCUUUUGCGGCUCGGGGCAGGACGGGGUUGGUCCGUAGGAACCUUGACGCGAGCGCCUUCGCUUGGUUCAGGCACCGGAGAAAGAGAAGGGUCCCUUCUGCUUCUGUGUAUAUCCACUCUGCCGCCAGCCCGCCCACCGUCCUUCCUUCCGCCUCGUUGUAGAUUCCGUAAAAGCAACUGCACACCUCCCAGGAAAACGGCGGUGGGGGGGGGGGCGCACACACUGCCCCCCCCCCUCCUGCGUCAUGUAUGCGCUUCUCUCGUAGCAUGUCCGUGGAACAGUAUUUACUUUCUCUGGAUUUUGGAAGGAGAACGGAAAGGCCAGGGAAGAGGGGAACGCGGCACGCCCACCCCAACCCACCCCACAAGGAUGAGGAAACUCUUCCGGUUACCGUCCCCGCCUUCCCCCGAAAAACCGAAUCACUGGGAGUGGCUCGAAGCGUUGCUUUGAACACGAGCGGCUGCAAGAAGAGGCAAAGGAGGAUUUUCUGAGUGCGGCAAGGCAGAAGACAGCCCAAAGUUGCCACCUCGUUUCUUUUUUUUCUCUCCCCCCUCCCCUCUUUUGCGACCAGGAGACAACUCCUUUCCCCGUGAGCCGUGGUUUCUUGUGUACGACGUAGGACUCGUGGCCUGGACAUUGUACUGCUUCCUCACAAGGAGGCAAGUGAAGGAGAGGAUUCUUCUCUCCAGCGGGGUGAUGAAGUAGAAGGGGGGCUUCUCUCCCCCCCCCCCCCCACCUCCCAGAUCCCUUUGAAUUUCCGGCAGUGUAGGAAGUUGCCGCUCUCUCUGGCAGCUAGCGACCAGCCCAUCUUGCUUCACACAGCAAUAACAGCGUGGACUCCUCCUCGGCGUGGCGUCUGCAGGACAGCCUGUGCAACGGAAUCAAUCAGCUUUCCUUUCUUCCCCGGGGAGGCGGAGGACCGGGGGCUGCUGGUUUUUCCCCCUCUCCGAGAACAAGCUGCCCGAAAGGCCAGGGCCCUUGUGCGCGGAGGCGGGGAAACGGGCGCGGUGCCGGUCGCCUCCCCACGUUGCCGGCUUUAUUUUCGUCCCGGGUCGAGCUUGCAGGGAUGUCUCCUUUUCGGAGCCCGUCGGCAUAAGCAGGCUCCGGUGACGUUCUGUCCGGCGGUACAGCCUGCCGCAGAACGCACCAGGAAGCCGUGCUCGCUGAAGCACCUCUUCGAAAGCGUCGGAAAGGCCGCGCCGCCUUCCCGGCCUCGCCAGGUGGAAGGGAAAGGCUUAGCAGUCGCUGGAAUCCGAGAGGGUGAUGGUGGGGGGAAAUGUGUGAUCGUGGGGAUGCUGUUUAUAAGGUCUUUUGUGUGGCUGGGAAAGGGACGGGAGCCUCGCUGGCGUAGGCCAUGCAAAAUUCACAAGAUUGGGCAGAAUGUGACCCUUGAGGGCGGAGGACAUUCCCCCUAACGCCGCCCCUGAGAGCAGUAGCCAUAACCAUCUAUUGUCCAGACUGUAUUUGCGCUCUCAUAUACACACACACACACACACCAGGUUUUCUUUGGAACAUGAAUCGUGGGAGGUGUUCCUAUUGGAAGCCAAGAGAGGAGCGGCAUCGUUUGCAGCCACGUGGCCGGUGUUUUCCAAAGCCCACCUUGAUACAUGUCGUUGCCAAAGGGGGCGAAGGGGAUCCCUUUUUGGGGGGGCGGACCUGUGGAGCUCUGGGGAAAAUCAAAUCAUAAGACAAGCGGGCGAGAGUCCCUUCACAUCCAGCUUGCUUCAAGGGGAAAAGGGGACUCUUCCGAAACCCCCGGGUGUUUUCUUUCUCUCCUGCCUCUUUCAAAACCAAAACCCAGGGACGCAGCAUGUACAACGCCUCCGAAUCAACGCCCUCCCUCCUGUUUCUGACGGCGUCUGGGUUUGCCUUCCUACAUCGCCGUGCGCGUGAAAAAGAAGCGAAGGAAUCUCAUGGUUGGCCCCGGCGCUCAGCGGGAGUUUGUGAAGCCAGUAAAAGGCCUUUUCCCCUUCCUUUCUUCCUCCGCCGCCUUCCUCGUCUCCUCUACACAGAACCUGCUGGGCCAAUGCUAAAGCCUUACCUCGGUUGCACUUUUGCGUUCCCCUCUCCCCACGCCUAGGAAACGUGACCUUCCUUUGAGCUAGAGUAGUAGCGUGAAGAAAAGCAGGUUACACAUUGAACGAAGGUGGCUUCCGGAAGCCUUGCGGAGGCGUGGGACUACAGCGCCCAUCAUUCCCAGCCUGGAAUGAUGGGCGCUGUAGUCCAACGCACCCACACAGCCGCCAAGCUGCAGGAGCUUUCACUCAAGAUAUUUUGACGCACGCGCCUCUCCUAAUAUCCGUAGUUUUCACUCGAACACAGGACCCGCGUUUCGAACCGUACAAACCGGGAGGGAAGGGGGAAUGAAAUGUGCCUAUAACAAUGUUUGCGUGUGUUUAAUUGCAUCUGACAUAUUAAGAAACCGCCGCCGCCCUAACACAUUUUUUAUUUUUUUGGGGUCUUUGUUUGUCACCAUAAACGCUUAAAAUGGGUGGUCAUUUCAUUUUCUUACGGGUUUUCUUUUGGGCAUCAUGAAAUUUAAUCAUUGAGGCAGGGUGGGAGGGAAGUUUAUAUUUCGGUUUAAGAUUAUUAAAACCAACCCCUUAGAUUUCUUCCUGUUUGGUUUAAUGUAUAUUAAAAAAAAAAAAAAAGUUAUAGAUGCGGUGGAUAUAUGCAAAUGAAGAGAUAUAUUGUAAAAAAAAAAUCUAUUAAAAAUGGAAGUAUGAGG
Messenger RNA from Elgaria multicarinata webbii, 11869 nucleotides. RefSeq names its product zinc finger ZZ-type and EF-hand domain containing 1 (gene ZZEF1). Lineage: Eukaryota; Metazoa; Chordata; Lepidosauria; Squamata; Anguidae. The transcript is spliced from 56 exons. The record is from RefSeq and is a predicted model, not a curated record. The coding region runs from base 100 to 9135 and encodes 3011 amino acids. Gene Ontology annotation, molecular function: zinc ion binding; calcium ion binding.